This is a messenger RNA of Protomyces lactucae-debilis, 601 nucleotides long. RefSeq names its product UPF0041 domain protein. The coding region runs from base 79 to 465 and encodes 128 amino acids. The transcript is spliced from 3 exons. Gene Ontology annotation, biological process: pyruvate import into mitochondria. Lineage: Eukaryota; Fungi; Ascomycota; Taphrinomycetes; Taphrinales; Protomycetaceae. Gene Ontology annotation, cellular component: mitochondrial inner membrane. The record is from RefSeq and is a predicted model, not a curated record.
CGCAUCGACUCUCAUCGACAUCCCUACAGCUCAGCGCUUUCUCUCCUACUCCAGGCCGAGCUUCCUGCGCAUUGCAUCAUGUCUGUUCCGACAAAUGCAGCCACCAAGGCCGCAACACAAUCAACCAUCAACAGGCUGACGACUUGGAUGAAGACACCCGAUUUCCGCUCCUACCUCAUGUCUACACACUUCUGGGGCCCUGUCUCCAAUUUCGGUAUUCCCCUCGCUGCAGUCCUUGAUCUCAAGAAGGACGAAGAACUCAUUAGUGGUCGUAUGACGGGUGCAUUGGUCAUUUACUCAUCUGUCUUUAUGCGCUAUGCAUUGGCAGUGACACCCAAGAACUAUCUCUUGUUUGGAUGCCAUGUCGUCAAUUUCUUCUCACAAGGCACACAGGGUGCGCGAUGGGUCAAUUACUGGUAUAUGGGUGGCCGUGAAGCUAAGAAGGGUCUAGCAUCGACUGCUUAGUUGCUCUUUGUCACCUGCUGAAGCGAUUUAUUUCCGAGUCUUUAUCUGCUAGAAUUCCUCAGCAGCAGGCUUAUCUUGCUUCACUGAGCCGUGUCUACAUGUAUGUACACUGCCCCUAUGCCAUCCUCUACCAUCC